This is a messenger RNA of Botrytis porri, 1503 nucleotides long. RefSeq lists its product as uncharacterized. NCBI's taxonomy places the organism in Eukaryota, Fungi, Ascomycota, Leotiomycetes, Helotiales, Sclerotiniaceae. Gene Ontology annotation, cellular component: membrane; endoplasmic reticulum. Gene Ontology annotation, biological process: protein localization to plasma membrane; GPI anchor biosynthetic process. Gene Ontology annotation, molecular function: glucosaminyl-phosphatidylinositol O-acyltransferase activity. The transcript is spliced from 2 exons. The record is from RefSeq and is a predicted model, not a curated record. Bases 1 to 1503 code for a protein of 500 amino acids.
AUGUCGCGGGCAGCCGAAGCAGCUAUGGCUGCUAGUUACAAAAGCUUGAAGGAGGAUUUCGUAUCAAAUUUGACAGGUGGAGGAACUGGAGAAAUUAAUUUGGUUACUGCUGUCGCUCCAGUUGCAGUCAUCCUUUGGUCGGCUUUACAGAGCCGCCAGCACUUUUUCGCCCCAUACACUCCAAUUGCUUUCGCUGUCGACUUCCUCAUUAAUGUCGGAGCUAUUCUACUCGCGAUUUCUGUCUACGCGGAUAUGCCUCUCAUAUUGAAUCUCUUACUCCUUGCGCCAGUUCCAUUACUAUAUGCAACUUCAACGCAGAAGACGACACAGAAGGCUACGCAAAAGAAAUCAAGAGUGCCACAAUCAAAAGCAAAACCUUCAGACGAAUUGAAUCCUCUUCCGAAGAAGCCUUUCCUUACCAUCUAUAGAGGAGCGAUGUUGGUUAUCACUUGUAUAGCUAUACUGGCAGUCGAUUUUAGGAUUUUUCCACGGAGGUUUGCUAAGGUAGAAAACUGGGGAACAUCAUUAAUGGACAUGGGAGUAGGAUCUUUCGUAUUUUCAGGUGGUCUUGUAGGCGCCCGGUCGAUACUCAAAGAACAGAAUGCUGGCCGAACAACGAAGCUCAGCACACGCUUAUACAACUCAAUACGCCAUUCACUACCAUUGAUUGCUCUUGGGGCCAUACGUUUAUACAGUGUCAAAGGAUUGGACUAUGCGGAGCAUGUUACCGAAUACGGAGUGCACUGGAAUUUCUUCUUUACUCUUGCAUUCAUUCCUCCAUUCGUAGCGAUAUUUCAGUCCGCGUUUCAACUCAUCCCGUCAUACGCCUUGUUGGCCGUAAUCCUCGGCUCCCUGUAUCAAGUUGCACUCGAAUAUACCAGUCUAAAAGCUUUUAUACUCACAGCUCCAAGAACAGAUCUAUUUUCGAAGAACCGUGAAGGAAUCUUUAGUUUCUUUGGCUAUCUCGCAAUAUUUCUGGCUGGUCAAGCAGCGGGGAUGUUCGUAUUACCACGCAAUUCCAUGCAGAUUGGAGGUCCAGUUGCUCAGAGGAAACGCCUCUUGAUGCAAAUGGGUACAUGGUCAGGAGUGUGGAUUGCUCUCUACUUGUUUACGACGAAUUACAAAUAUGGAUUGGCAUUAAGUGUAUCACGCCGCCUUGCGAACCUUCCGUAUUUUCUAUGGGUUUCAGCUUUCAACUGCUCACAAUUGACUGCUUUUUGUUUGGUGGAAACGAUAUUCUCCCCAGCGGCUCAUAAAAGCACGGAUGCGAAGACGGAAAAGGAGAAUUAUGAACUCUUAACGAGUCGAGUCCUUGAAGCAUAUAACAGAAACGGUCUGGCCAUCUUCCUGGCUGCAAAUUUACUCACAGGACUCGUCAACCUGACCAUCCCAACUUUAUUUGUUAGCAAUCUCCAAGCUAUGGGGAUAUUACUACUUUAUGCCUCUGCCUUGACAGGACUCGCAGUAGGUUUGGAUGUAUAUGACAUCUCCAUUAAAAUGUAA